AUGCAUGAUCGCCUGUGCGAGCACGACACAGUGUAACCUUUCGAAUAUUUUUGUUUUUUUCUGGCCUCUCCUCUGUGUUGUUGUGUGUUGCAUGCAGAUGCAUGUGCCUGUGUUCUGCUUGUAAAGUCGCCAGAAAGUCAACAUUUAGCCCAUGGCACAAUGGACCUUUUUCACAACGCUUCUGCACAUGCUCUGUGACCCUGAUGACGAUGAAGGAAGUUCUCUACAUAUUCAAUAGAUGGCACCGGCCGUGUUUUGGCGCAUCCCAAGUGUGUUUCACUGGGCUGCCACUAGGAUAUGACACGAGUGUGAAAAAGGGCCAGCCCGAAGCAAAGCCAAAGAAGAAGCGCAACCGUCACCGGAACCGUCACAGAAGACCUGCCGAGGCCGCGCCCGAGCCGGAACCCACCCCGAAUGUCACGAUAAUAACUAAGCAACCGAACUACAGCAUCUUCAACGCAAACGGGAUUCCCACGGAGUUCAACGGCGUCAGCAUAUUCCCUGUUCCCUGCGCCAGCAGUUCCACGCAACAGGAACCCCACGCGGAGGGAGAUUCGUCGAAUAAAAAAUUAACCAGGAAGCGAAAGAGGAAAAAGAAGAACCCGAACGAACCAGAGCUUCCAGCGCAAAACAACCCUGUCAAAAGCAAGUGCUGCAACGUUAGAGAACAAAACUCGAGGUCGUGCUUCGAGUUGAUCUGUCCGCAUUCGAGUCAAGAGCCGCAGUCAGGACCGAGUUCGAAACGUACUCCGCCGUCGGAACAGAAUCUUUCGCACCUCCAGAACCUGUCGGAGAGCAUAGUUAAAAAACUAGCUUCGUUGGACAGCACGUCGAUCAGCAUCACGGUCGUCAACGCCGACGAUUCCAGGCCAGGCGUAAAGGUUGAGGAAGACAUGCCGCGAAAGUCGGAAGGCGCGGUUUUGGAAGGCAUUAAGAAGGGCCAGCCCAAGGUGGAAGCGAAGAAUGCCCAGCAGAAAAAGUCGCAGAAUGAGGAAAGAGGAGACGCAAAAAAUGCGACCCAGAACGAUAAAGUGGAAGACGCGUCGUCUAAAGACGUAGACGUCGGUGCUGAGAAGACGAAGGCGCAGUUGAAAGCCGAGCGAAAGGCAGCUUUUGAGGCCCAGAGAGCAGCACAACUUGCAGCACAAGGAGGCGCUGGCAAAGAAGCGGAUGCGAAGCCAGAGAAAAGCAAGGCUGAGCUCCGCGCGGAGCGCAGGGCACUUCAAGAGGCGCAGAGGUUAGCCAAAGCUCAGCCCACCAGCACCACACAGGCGGCAAGCACUGCCAAAGACGGGGACGCAAAGAGCGCUACGACGGAAAGCAAAUUGGCGAAGCAGGGGACAAAUUCAGCAGAGGUGUCAGCCCUGGAGGCUAAAAAACAACCCGUUUCGAAGGCACAGACAGAUGUUGCCAAAAAAGUGGUAAAAAGGCAAACGAAUGACACUGCUCAGGGCGACCUGCGCAUCCUCUCCCACCUGCACCAGAAUCCCGACGUUCUCGACCACCUGCGGGUUUACGGGCUUCCCAACUCCGGAAUCCAUCCGGACGUUCUGAAAGCGGGAUAUCGGAUCGCAGAGGGCGUGCUGUCUGGCUCCAACUCGCGCUGUGUUGCAAUGUUGCUUGCCUUCAGAUCGGUCAUAGCCGACUACUGCAGCCAAUCGAAUAAGAGAAUCUCGCAGGACUUGCGGGAGCAGCUGGAUUCAGACAUCGAAUUCCUAAAAAAAUGCAGGCCAUUGUGCGUGAGCAUGCAGAACGCCAUCACAUUCUUGAAAGGUCACAUAUCCGAGAUCCAGGAUUCUGAAUCGACCCACGAGGUGAAAGAGAACCUGACCAAUUGCAUCGAUAAGUUCCUCCAUGAGGAGAUCUACCUUGCUAGGAAGCAGAUCUCUGAGUCUGCACUGACCAAGAUUUUGGACGACGACGUCAUACUCACGUAUUCUUGCUCGUCACUAGUUCAAAGUGUUCUCAAAAGUUCUCACGAAAAGGGAAAGAGGUUCAGGGUGAUCGUCGUCGACAGCCGACCCCGGCUUGAAGGUCUGGAGAUGCUGAAGUACCUGCGCAGUCUGGGAAUUAAUUGUACCUAUACUCUCAUCAAUGCAAUUUCCUACAUUAUGAAAGAGGUGACCAAAGUGAUGCUGGGCGCCCAUUCUCUUCUCGCCAACGGCUACGUGACGUCUCGUAUUGGCAGCUCUCAGAUUGCCCUGGUGGCCAGGGCCAGAAAUGUUCCAGUGCUCGUCUGCUGUGAAACGUACAAAUUCUCGGAACGGGUUCACACGGACUCCUUCGUGUCCAACGAGCUCGGUCCGGAGAGUCAUCUGCUGAGGAACCUGCCGCCGUCCGUGAGAGCCGAGGGCCUGAAGGAGCUCCCCUCGCUUACCAUCCUGAACCUCACCUAUGACAUCACGCCGCCCGAAUUUGUAGACAUGGUAAUCACGGAGAAGGGAAUGCUACCCUGCACGUCGGUACCCGUCGUCCUGAGGAUGCGGAACGCUGCGGUUUCAUAGUCGCUCCUCGCCGGCGUGGCUGGACAUUACAUAAUUCUGCUCUCGUUAAAUACUUCUUUGGCCUCGUGUAACAUACGUUAAGGUUGAUUUAUGGUGUGGAAGAGACUUAACAUUGUGUCAUUGUGGAAGGGAUUGAUAGAUUUGUGAGUGGGUUUCACGUCUUUCGAUCUUAUCUCUUUUAAUGCAGCGCUAUUGAACUGCAUAGUGAUGACUUGUUCUGCAUUUUAGGCAGAGAUGUGAAAUGAAGGAAUGAAAAUUGGUUUCCAAUCACUUA
This is a messenger RNA of Ornithodoros turicata, 2778 nucleotides long. It is a transcript of the gene eIF2Bdelta, whose product is annotated as translation initiation factor eIF2B subunit delta-like. The record is from RefSeq and is a predicted model, not a curated record. The transcript has 13 exons. NCBI's taxonomy places the organism in Eukaryota, Metazoa, Arthropoda, Arachnida, Ixodida, Argasidae. The coding region runs from base 102 to 2504 and encodes 800 amino acids.